Ruditapes philippinarum (Manila clam) is the source of this 486-nucleotide messenger RNA. Its product is annotated as nose resistant to fluoxetine protein 6-like. The coding region runs from base 53 to 469 and encodes 138 amino acids. The record is from RefSeq and is a predicted model, not a curated record. NCBI's taxonomy places the organism in Eukaryota, Metazoa, Mollusca, Bivalvia, Venerida, Veneridae. The transcript has 3 exons.
GCAUUGAAUGUACAGCGGUUAAAAAUCGUUUUCUUUAUAUUUGCCUGUUUUAAUGACGAUAUUACUGUUUGUAGUGAUUGAUGCGAUGGGGAAACCCCCUAGUGGUAUUAUGGACUUUCAUAUUCAUUGGAUCGGGGAAUGGAGUGAAUGCAUUGACGUGCAGGCAAUCGAGUACCAGAACCCUGUAAAUAAAACGGGGCCAAGUCACCCUUUUACCGGCAAAUAUUGUUUGGCGUCUAUACCUUUGGGAAAUCAGGGAGCAUUUGGACAGGCCGCAGCGUUGGCCAUUGGGAUGUGUUUCCCGGACACGUGUAGUUCUUCUGAUGCAACGGCUUUGGCAAAAACACUGGUGAGCUUGAUAGAUGUGAAUGCAACGUCACGUGUACAGGUCAUGUGUCAAGAAAAGUCUCUGGAAUAUACUGGAAAAGCUAUAGCAGUCAUGAAAGAAGUGAAUCUUAAUAUUAUUUAAAUAUUGGUGUGAAAAAA